Messenger RNA from Recurvomyces mirabilis, 2814 nucleotides. RefSeq lists its product as uncharacterized. The record is from RefSeq and is a predicted model, not a curated record. Bases 1 to 2814 code for a protein of 937 amino acids. The transcript has 4 exons. Lineage: Eukaryota; Fungi; Ascomycota; Dothideomycetes; Mycosphaerellales; Teratosphaeriaceae.
AUGGCGCCACUACCCUGUUCACCCGCCUCAAACUCUACCGCUUCUGAAGCAUCUCAGUCUCAUCCCACCUCUGGGAAUGAUACGGAUGACUCCCUGACCACACCUCGUCCUGGCCCGUCUGACCCCGCACAGCGGACUCUAGCGAAUCUGAGUAAGCCGAGCAUACCUGCAUAUUCGUCAAGUCCCGAGAGUGUCAAGAGACUCAGCCUCGGCGAGAGUGGUCCAAGCACGAGAAAAAGUCCAUGGGAGAGAUUAGCUGAGUUCUCGGCUGAGAAUGGAGUGAGGAGGAACCCGUAUACGUACAGCUCCUCGCCGAAAAGUACCUCGCACGUGCCUGCCGAAUCGGACAGUGCAGAAAGUGAAGAUCUGCCGGCGUGGGCCAGACAGGACGAAGAGCGAAGUCCAUGGGAUCGACUACACGACCCACCACCAACAGAUACUCGACCAGGAGUUGCCCUGACUCGUAGCUCACCGCCUAAGGCCACAUUGCCUGGAACCUCGGCCUUGCGAGUCUCACCAGACCGACAGCGAAGUGUGAGCUUCUCGCCAAGCCUGCCAACAUUGAAGCCAGAGCGACAAGGAAGUUACAGCGGGUCUGCGAUGGCGAAGCGGCUUACGCCAUCAGUCAGCCCGCAUGGCGAGGCGAGGCCUGGGAUGAGUGGAGACUUGGGUGAUAGCAGUGCGGACGAAAGUACAGCGAUCUUCAGACGUGAUCGAUCAGCUGGCGGCACGAGCAGACAAGGUACAUAUGGGGCCAUGGCUGGUGAAGUAGAGGAUGAGCCACACCAGCAAGCAGCAGGAUAUGAUGGUGAGCAGGAAGAGAUAACGAGCGAUGUGCCAAGACGGAGGAAAGCACCAAGUACAAGUAGUAAGACUCGUGGAGGUACUCGAAGUGCAAAUGCUAGUAUAAUUUCACGCCGUGAUCGGCAGGCACAAGGGGGUGCGGAGCAAGAAGGAGAUGAGAGUGAGCAGGAAGGAUGGUUCAAGAGUCUGGUGGAGAAGUACGGCAGUGUCGAGUUGGAGAAUAAGGGAAGUGUGGCUCGUGAUCAUCUCGCGCUUGAGCGGACUUUCCUCGCCUGGCUCCGCACGAGUCUCUCCUUCGCAUCGAUCGGCAUUGCCGUAACACAGCUCUUCAGACUGAACAGUUCGCUAUCCUCGAAUAACUCGAAUACCGAAGCAGAGUUCGUAUCAACAUCGUCGUCAGCAGCUCCAAUACAACAGCUUCUAUCGCCCGCUAGCACACAUCCGCUUCGCCACGUUGGCAAGCCUUUGGGCGCUACUUUUCUCGCUAUAUCUAUACUCAUCCUCCUCAUUGGCUUCCAUCGCUAUUUCGAGUCUCAGCACUACGUCAUUCGCGGUAAAUUCCCAGCAUCGAGAGGCAGCAUCAUACUGGUCUCACUCGUCGCAUGUGGCCUUAUCAUUACGAGUCUUGUCGUGGUAGUUGCGAUCGCUCCAGCCGCCUUCGAAAACGCUCAGGAGCUAGGUCUUGAUACCCCAGCGGACGAUGUAGCACGUGAUCCUGUUACGCCACAUCAUGGGUAUCACUACUACAACGCAUCUCAUGCCGCCAACGCACCAUAUUCGGACGACACUCCUGGCCUUGCAGAGCGUUCGAUCUUCGACCGUGGUCAGGCUGCCAUCGUACAGCUGAAUCGUAUACGCGAGGCUGGGGUAGUUGAGCAAGAUGCGACAUUGUAUGCCCGCAUCAACGCAGUGCAAGAACGAGUACGAGUCGCCAUGCGACAAUCUCGUCGUCUAGCUCAUCGCAAUCGUCCUGGUCAGUUACCGUUGCUGUGGACACCGGAAACACCGCCGUAUGGUCAGCUUCGAUGCUUCGAAUCAGUCAGAAGUGCUGCAAGGGUCUACGAUGUCAACUCGCAAAAUGCACAUCUAAGUCCACUUGCUUAUCGGAGGGCAACUCAUGAGCUUUUCUCCACCGGAAAUGCUCCUUUUGUGAACAUACCACCUCAUGGUACUCAGUUCACGACAACCAGCCUCACGAGACGAGCGGAAAGGCUUGCAGAGCAGUAUCGCACCGACGAUCCUGAAGAAAUACCUCACAGCCCAGCCUCACAAACUGCAGAUUCGGUGGAGGCUGCGAAUGGAGAGCAUAACCCAAACGAGGAGGAGGCUGAAGGUCCUGAUCUCCAGCGGCAGAAUCUUGUUCGCGAGACUUUGUCGCUGGCUCGCGAUGCACAAGGCAGACCUACCAUCCGAGGCGCGCUUGUACUUCCGAGCACCGCUUGUACAGCCGUGGACAACUCCUCAAGAACUGGGUCCGCUGCCAUGCUUACGUCCUGGCGGGAUCGGAAUAUGCGCGAAGCUUACAAUCGACGCUGCGUGCGCAUCACCCCUGACAUGCGGGCAGCUAUACUACAGCCGAUCAUCAGGUACAGAGACUUUGCGACCGACAUCAUUGGCCAACUCCCCAGCUCUGCUCCCAGUCAUCAGGCUGGACAGCUCGAGCGACAGGGACACUUCGGCGCCGAGCGUUUUGUCUACUCGAUUCCGCAGAUGCUGCAGGUGCGCAACCAUCUUGCAGGUCAUAGAUUUACCGACAUGCCAUCUGUACAGACACCACCACGCGCCGGUCCUUCGAGAUUGCCAGAAGCAGCGACGCCAGCAGAGUCCACUGAUGGUCGAAUGUUCUCACCGCAGGGAGAAGCAUUCCUAGACAUGAUCCGCCGUGACGAACAAGAACCAUUUACUCCACUACCUCGACAAGUGUCUGCGCAGCCCAUCGACCUUUCGUCUUCGGUCUAUUCGCGGAGGAUUGGUGAUGAUCACGUCGAUGGCCGGCCCGAUACAGCUUAG